AAGAGACCUUUCAUAACUCAUUCGGGCUAUGUUGGCAUGGGCCCGAUGUGCAUGCGCCCUGGAGAUAUCACCGUUGUAUUUAUGAUGGCGAGACUGCUUUGCGUCAUUCGUGGCUGUGGCGGCGGGAGUUUUCAGUUCAUUGGGGAGUGCUAG
Bipolaris oryzae ATCC 44560 is the source of this 153-nucleotide messenger RNA. RefSeq lists its product as uncharacterized. The transcript has a single exon. The annotation marks the transcript as partial. The record is from RefSeq and is a predicted model, not a curated record. NCBI's taxonomy places the organism in Eukaryota, Fungi, Ascomycota, Dothideomycetes, Pleosporales, Pleosporaceae.